Messenger RNA from Danio rerio (zebrafish), 1074 nucleotides. The record is from RefSeq and is a predicted model, not a curated record. Lineage: Eukaryota; Metazoa; Chordata; Actinopteri; Cypriniformes; Danionidae.
UGUACAUGGAGCAUUGAUAUGUCCAACUCCCUUGUAUCUCCCUUGAAAGAUUGCUUUCCUCAUUUUACAAUAACCAGUAAGCCUGUUACAUUAGAGAUCAAAAAUGUUCAGCCUGGUGACUCUGGUAAAUACAGCUGUAAAACAACUACAUUAAUUCCACCUCCGUCAGUGGAAGAAAGCUCAUCUCUGAUUCUCCAAGUCGCAGGUCUGUCCCUGAAGCCACUGAACAGCACUAAUGACAGCUGUGUUCAUCUGCUCUGCUCUCUUGACUCUGAUCUGGCCAACUUCACCUGGAGCCGAGGAGGUCAGAUGUUACCACUUGUGUCCACAUUUAAUGCUGAUAAUAGUGAACUGCAGCUGUGCAAACCUGACUGGAGUGGAGGAGACACAAUCACCUGUCACGUCAACUACUCAGGAACCCAAACCCAAAAAAGCAUCAAAUUCAGCAGAUCAGAAAAUGCUAACAGAGGAGACCAGGAUUUCCCAGCUGUUUUUGUGGUGUUGUUGAGCGUCUUCAUCAUCUGCAUCAGCAUUUUUUGGAUAUUGUUCUACAUUUUACGAUUAUUUUUGAUUAGUCCCCUUCAAGAUCUCUCCAACCUGAUGAACUGCAUCUUUAUUUAUGAGCAUAGGAAGGGAGGAGGUUCUUGGCUGGGACCAGGUUUCGUGGAGACAGAGAUGGAUUGCUUUCAUCGUUUUAAACUGACCAUUGAGCCUAUUAGAUUAGAGAUAGAAAAUGUUCAGCCUGGUGACUCUGGUAAAUACAGCUGUAAAACAACAAGAGUAAUUCCAACUCCGUCAGUGGACGAAAGCUCAUCUCUGAUUCUCCAAGUUGCAGGAUACCAGGAUUUUCCAGCUGUUUUUGUGGCUUUGUUGAGCGUCUUCAUCCUCUGCAUCAGUUUCAUCUGGAUCUUGCUCUACAUUUUACGAUAUGAGAAACUUAAGAAUAAAAUGAAAGCUAAAGUUGUUGUUAAACUUGGUGCUCUAAAUAUAGUGUCCAUCAGGGUUCUUUACAAGCUUGCUAAAAUAAAAGUUCUGUCAUCAUGUACACACUUCACAGCGAAGGAACUCAAGUAA